This is a messenger RNA of Harmonia axyridis, 786 nucleotides long. RefSeq lists its product as uncharacterized. The record is from RefSeq and is a predicted model, not a curated record. The coding region runs from base 28 to 696 and encodes 222 amino acids. The transcript is spliced from 3 exons. NCBI's taxonomy places the organism in Eukaryota, Metazoa, Arthropoda, Insecta, Coleoptera, Coccinellidae. Gene Ontology annotation, molecular function: zinc ion binding.
AGAUUAUAUGCAGGAAUUAAUACUAAUAUGGCACUGGAAACUCUCAAUAACAUCCUCAAAACUAACCUACUGAAAAGGAAAGCAAAUAUACCAGUUGAUCGACUUCUGGACGAAAUGGAAAAUUUAGUGGAUGGCAAAAUGUGGCAAAGAAUAUUAAAGAUAGAAAGACCCCAUUCCAAUAACUACCAAGACAGACUCGUUGCUAAGGCUCACAAAGCUGCAGAAAAAUUACUUUCAAAGAAUGAAACAGAGGUAAUAGAUGUUGGAUUCGGAGAAUUUUUGGUAAAAUCUUCAGCAGGUAUAAUUUUUUAUAAGGUACAAUAUAACGAAUUGUGUGAGGUGGAAUGCCGAACAUCAUUCUGUAGGAUAUGCAAGAUUUGUUUGCAUCGUUAUAGAUGUGAAUGUCCUGAUUUUGCCAUAAAAACUAAUAUGUGUAAACACAUACACUUGGUAUGUUUGCAUGAGCAAAGGUCGGGAAGCGAUUCUGGUUUAGGUGAUGUUGCCGUGCAGCUUUCUUUGGAAAAACCUUCAGAAAUUAAAAUGGCCAAUAGUGAAGAAAUCCAUGUCUUCAUAAAGAGAAAGAGAUGUGAAAAUGAUGAUACAGACGUGUUGGAUAGAAAAGCAACAAGGGAGGCCAAACAUGAAACAGUUAACAACUAUCUGAGAUCUCUGGAUGAUGAGGAAUUUGAUAGAUGAGUGAAUUAUGUGAGUUGAUCCGGCUGUUUUGAAUAUUGUAUCCAAAACCAACAAUCCUCGUUGCGUCAACUGAUGGUUCCCUGAGGAUCA